AUGCAGAUCACAACCCUCCUCGCCGCGGCAGCCUGCCUCGCCGCCGGCGUCGAAGCCCGACUAGCCGCGCUGGGGCUCCCGGCCACCAUCCGGCCGGGCGACGUCUUCGAGGCCAGGGGCCAGCAGGGCAUCACCAACGAUGCAUACGCCGGCGGCACCGGUGGCUACCCGGGCAACAUCGGCACCGUGUUCAUCGGCCAGACCGACCUCACCGGCGAGUACUCCCCCUCCUCCCCCUUAUCUCGGGUGACCUCCCUGCAAGGCUACAACGGUUCACCCCCGGGCCCGGCCACGAUCCAGGCCGUCAUCCUGCAGUUCAACGGGGUCUUCAACCAGGCGAGCCUGCAGACCUUCUGGUGGGACGUCACCGUCGGCGACGAGACGAGCGAGGGCCGCGUCUACGCCCAGCUUGGGGAUGCGAAUGCGCGGUUCUGCGGGCUUGAAUGGAGAGGGGGGGUGUUCGGUAGCUCCCGCCUUGCGUCUCUCAUCCUUGCCAUGACGUAG
This is a messenger RNA of Phialemonium atrogriseum, 504 nucleotides long. RefSeq lists its product as uncharacterized. NCBI's taxonomy places the organism in Eukaryota, Fungi, Ascomycota, Sordariomycetes, Cephalothecales, Cephalothecaceae. The record is from RefSeq and is a predicted model, not a curated record. Bases 1 to 504 code for a protein of 167 amino acids. The transcript has 5 exons.